Argiope bruennichi is the source of this 1327-nucleotide messenger RNA. RefSeq lists its product as uncharacterized. The transcript has 6 exons. The record is from RefSeq and is a predicted model, not a curated record. The coding region runs from base 160 to 591 and encodes 143 amino acids. Gene Ontology annotation, molecular function: protein heterodimerization activity. Lineage: Eukaryota; Metazoa; Arthropoda; Arachnida; Araneae; Araneidae.
GUCAAAUGUCAAAAUCGUAUGAAUACAACAUGUUGAUAUAGAUGCCAUAUUAGAUUAUAUAUAUAUAGUUUUAUAGUGAAUAGAAUCUAAUGCACUUUUAAAUACUAAAUUUUAUAUAGCAUUUAAAUCUUCUGGUAUUUGGACAGAAUUUUUUUCCUGAUGAAUGGGGAAAGAACUUUCACCAAGAGAAACUUUAUGGAAUUUGUUCAUAGAGUAACACCUAUUCAAAAUUUUUUCCUCCAAGAAGGUUGUGAAGCAGAUAAUGAUGUUCUUCAGGUCCUUUUUGAGCUUCAAAUGGACUUGGCAGAAGGAAUGAUAGAUGGGGCUUGUGCUUUUGCUCAACAUACAGGAAGAGAACAAGUAGUUGAAGAAGAUCUUUUGAACUAUUUAGAUACUUGUUGGAAACUAGAUCCAUUACUUAUUUCUGAAAAGUUUUACCGAGUUGAAGAAGCAGUUAAAGAUCUCUCUGCACCAACUGAGAAUCCUCCAGAGCAUAAAGGAAAAAAGCGAUCUGGAACUAAAAAUAAAGCGCAGCCAGCUACAUCAAAGGUUAAAAAAUCAAGUCAGACCAGACAAUCAAAACCAAAAUAAUAAAUUAAAAUCGAGUUUAACACAAAAAAUUUAAGAUGUAUGUUUGAACAGCCAUUUAUAAUUUCUUUAUCACCUUUAGAAGAACCAUGACCUUCAGUCAAAAUGUCUCAUUUAGAUUUAUUCAGUUUUUUGGGGAAAAAGUGUAAAUAAAAUGUAUGUAUAGUGUUGGUAUAUUCUCAAACCAUCUCUAAUGGCAUUAACAUGCAAUUAAAGAAUAAGAAGUUUGUAUUUUUUAAGUGCUGGCUGAAGGCUCUACUUUUUAAAGAAAAUACUGAACAUGAGUUUAAAAUUGCAAAACAACUUUCAACUGAAAUGCUUAAUCCAGAUUGAAAAGUUAAUAAAAUAUCUGAAAUAAAAAAGAUAAAUAAGAAAUCCUGUUGAAACAUGCAAAUUGUUAAUUUGACCCUGUUGAAACACUAUCAGAAGCAAGAAAUAUAUUCAUUAAUUGUUAAUAAUAGCUAAAAAGUACUAAAAUAAUUAUUUUUUUAUUUAUACAUUUUGUGAACUGCAUAUUUUCUAUGUUACUGAGUUAUAAUGCUAAUUUGUUAUUUAAAUUGUCACAAGGGUGAUCAUAUCAAUCAGUGUUAUCAACAUCAAUUUUUAUACCAUAUUUAGUGUUUCUUCUGCACAUGCUCUACAAUCAGUUACUUGAAUUAAAAACCACAGGCUUGGAAAUAAAUCAUUAUUUAAUCAUUUUAUUUAAAAUGCAAUAUGACUAUUCCAAUUUUUUUUUUUU